Lemur catta (Ring-tailed lemur) is the source of this 1975-nucleotide messenger RNA. RefSeq names its product PDZ and LIM domain 7 (gene PDLIM7). Bases 157 to 1731 code for a protein of 524 amino acids. NCBI's taxonomy places the organism in Eukaryota, Metazoa, Chordata, Mammalia, Primates, Lemuridae. The record is from RefSeq and is a predicted model, not a curated record. The transcript is spliced from 14 exons. Gene Ontology annotation, cellular component: filamentous actin; Z disc; stress fiber. Gene Ontology annotation, molecular function: muscle alpha-actinin binding; actin binding. Gene Ontology annotation, biological process: heart development; muscle structure development; actin cytoskeleton organization.
CCGAAGCUCCAGGCUGGCUUGGGGGAAGGCCGUGCCAAAUUAGUCCCGCAGCCCACCGCUGGGUGAAGAGAGCCCCAAGCCUGGUUGCGGGCACCCCUCACUGCCCCAGUCCCUGGGGGAGGGAGCCUGCUCCUGUCUUUCUAAAGAGCCAGCACCAUGGAUUCCUUCAAGGUAGUGCUGGAGGGGCCAGCACCUUGGGGCUUCCGGCUGCAAGGGGGCAAGGACUUCAAUGUGCCCCUCUCCAUCUCCCGGCUCACUCCGGGAGGCAAGGCUGCGCAGGCCGGCGUGGCUGUGGGCGACUGGGUGCUAAGCAUCGAUGGUGAGAACGCGGGGAGCCUCACGCACAUCGAAGCCCAGAACAAGAUCCGUGCCUGCGGGGAGCGCCUCAGCCUGGGUCUCAGCAGGGCCCAGCCGGCUCAGAGCAAAGCGCAGAAGGCCCUGGCCCCUGCCGCGGACCCCCCGCGGUACACCUUUGCACCCAGCGCCUCCCUCAACAAGACGGCCCGGCCCUUCGGGGCGCCCCUGCCUGCUGACAGCGCCCCGCAGCAGAAUGGGUGCAGACCCCUGACAAGUCAACAGCCUCUCCGGCCACUGGCCCCAGAUGCCAGCAAGCAGCGGCUGAUGGAGAACACGGAGGACUGGCGUCCGCGGCCCGGUACAGGCCAGUCCCGCUCCUUCCGCAUCCUUGCCCACCUCACGGGCACGGAGUUCAUGCAAGACCCGGAUGAGGAACACCUGAAGAAAUCAAGAUCUUGCAGCCAGGUGCCCAGGACGGAAGCCCCAGCCCCAGCCUCAGCUACACCCCAGGAACCCUGGCCUGGCCCUACCACCCCUAGCCCCACCAGCCGCCCACCCUGGGCUGUGGACCCUGCAUUCGCUGAGCGCUACGCCCCAGACAAAACAAGCACAGUGCUGACCCGGCACAGCCAGCCGGCCACACCCACACCUCUGCAGAAUCGUACCUCCAUCGUGCAGGCGGCUGCUGGAGGGGGCACAGGAGGGGGCGGCAGCAGCAACGGCAAGACUCCCGUGUGCCACCAGUGUCACAAGGUCAUCCGGGGGCGCUACCUGGUGGCGCUGGGCCACGCAUACCACCCGGAGGAGUUCGUGUGCAGCCAGUGCGGAAAGGUUGUGGAAGAGGGCGGCUUCUUCGAGGAGAAGGGCGCCAUCUUCUGCCCGCCCUGCUAUGAUGUGCGGUAUGCACCCAGCUGUGCCAAGUGCAAGAAGAAGAUCACUGGCGUCGGAGACCCCUGUGGACGUCCAGUGGAGACCUCAGGGUUGGAGGCAGAAGUGUGGGAGUUGUGCGUUAUUAACCAUGAGAAGGAAGAAGGCCCAAGGCCAGCCUUCCUGUGUCCAGAGUUCCAGGGGAGGGGGCUGAGCCGCCGAGUGACUGCCUCCUCCUCCCAGGAGAUCAUGCAUGCCCUGAAGGUGACCUGGCACGUACACUGCUUCACCUGCGCCGCCUGCAAGACGCCCAUUCGGAACAGGGCCUUCUACAUGGAGGAAGGGGCGCCCUACUGCGAGCGAGACUAUGAAAAGAUGUUUGGCACGAAAUGCCGCGGUUGUGACUUCAAGAUCGAUGCUGGGGACCGCUUCCUGGAGGCGCUGGGCUUCAGCUGGCAUGACACAUGCUUUGUUUGCUCGAUAUGUCAGAUCAACCUGGAAGGAAAGACCUUCUACUCCAAGAAGGACAAGCCCCUGUGCAAGAGCCAUGCCUUCUCCCACGUGUGAGCCCUGCUGCCCACCGCUGCCAUGGCUCCCCUGGCCCAAGGGGUCUGGAGUCAUUGCCCAGCAUUUCUGGGUAUAGCUGACAAUGGUCGCUCCAACCCCGACUCCUGGCCCGAGCCUGGGGUUCCCUAGGCCCUGCCCGACUCUCCUCACCUCCCCCCAUGUCCCCCACUACCAUUGCACGCUGGUGCUGGCCACACCGCCCCUGUUCACCUGCAGUGCCACAAUAAACCUGUAUCCAGCUGUG